Acanthochromis polyacanthus (spiny chromis) is the source of this 4718-nucleotide messenger RNA. RefSeq names its product zinc finger and BTB domain containing 1 (gene zbtb1). The record is from RefSeq and is a predicted model, not a curated record. Lineage: Eukaryota; Metazoa; Chordata; Actinopteri; Pomacentridae. Gene Ontology annotation, molecular function: protein binding. Gene Ontology annotation, biological process: regulation of cytokine production; regulation of immune system process; negative regulation of transcription by RNA polymerase II. The transcript is spliced from 2 exons. Bases 272 to 2323 code for a protein of 683 amino acids.
GAAGUGCAGCCGCGCUUCCUUCGCCGUGGUCGCUGCUAACAGUGGCUAGCUUGCCGCAGCUAACCGCCGUGGAGCUAUAAUCUCCAUUUUAGCUCGGCGGUGUGUCCGGCCUCUCCCUGCUGUGAGUCCCAGCACAGCCUCCCUUCCUCCAGGUCUGCUCUCGCCGCUUCUCUCUGGCUUUAUCCAUUCUCACGGCGGGUUUCCCGGUGACCGAGAGCCGCUGAAGGUCCCACCGUGGGGUCUGCGGCGGCCCUGCGGGGGCGGGCGGGCGAUGGCGAGGCCGAGCCACAGCGAUCACGUCCUCCAGCAGCUCAACAACCAGCGAGAGUGGGGCUUCCUGUGUGACUGCCUCAUCGCCAUCGGUGACAUCUACUUCAGGGCGCACAAGGCCGUCCUGGCGGCCUGCAGCUCCUACUUCAGGAUGAUGUUCAUCCGGGACCAGCAGGGGGCUGGUCGUCUGGACCUGAGCAACAUGCAGAUCAGCGCCGAGUGCUUCGACCUCAUCUUGCAGCUCAUGUAUCUCGGACGCAUUGUUGUGGGGAGCUACGAGUUCGAGGAGCUCAAGGCCUCCAUGGCGUACCUGCAGAUGUACUACAUCCCAGACUCUCUGGAGGACCUCAGGGACAUCAGGAGCUCCAACAUCACCCCAUCCUCCUCGUCCUCUUCGUCCUCCUCGUCCAGUUCCUCCACCGGACCCGCGGGCGGGAAGAUGAUGUUUGGAGUUCGUAUGUAUGAGCAGCAACGACCUGCUGCCCCAGAGGGAGAACGUUUACCGAAAGCUGUCACCACCAGUGCUGGACGUCCAGCUGUUCCAGCAGCUGUUAGCAGGCCGGUGGUGGCGGAGGAGGUGGUGACGGCUCCUCUGAUCGUGGCACCGCCUGUAGCAGACGGAGCAGUCGAGCAGCCAUGUGACUUGAGAAAGAGAUCCGGUGGCAGAAGUUCCACUAUCAAAGACCGUCCUAGGUUUGGCCGCACCUACACCUGUGAUGACUGUGGCUUCGUCUUUAGCUGCGAGAAGCUUUUAAUCGAACACAUCCUGACCUGUACGAACCGGAAGGCCUACCAUCCGCCCAGAGGUAACGUGGAAGGUGACAAUGACUCCAGUAAAGCUGAGAGCUCCGCCUCCGAGAGCAUAGAGGAACACAGGGUCAUCUGUAAAGGUGAGGACGACUGGCCUGAGACCAAGGCCGACUCCGACCUCGCCAUCAGGUCGGUGGCAGCUGGCACAGAUGGAGAGCCCGGGUCAACCAGGAGCAUCAAGACAGAGCCAGAAGAAAGCAUGUUCCCUGAGAUAGAGGUUGUCCGGGUCGGUGAAUACACAGCCAGAGACUGCAACACACGAUUCAGUGACGCCACACGUAAAGACAUGAGGGAGAAGACAGGACCGGACCGUGAACCAGAGCCUGGCGUCUCAGGUUUGGAGAACAGCAGCGAGCCUUUUGAAGGCCAAAUGUCGAGCAGUGAUGAUUCAGGAGUCCCUACAAAGCUUCGUAAGGUCAAAGAUGAGAAGCAGGACAUGGACUGUGCGCCCUGUGAACUGUGUGGUGCUCUGUUAACUGAGGAGGACAAGUCGGCCCACUACCUGUCCAACCACAUGGGUCAUAUAUGUGCCUGUGGUAGGUGCGGUCAGGUGCUGAUCAAAGGCCGACAGCUCCAGGAACAUGCAGAGCGUUGCGGUGAAUCCCAUGGCGGUGAGUCGGACUCACACGGAGAGGACGAGGCCUCCCUGCUGGAAGAACCGCAGGGGAUGGAGGAGGGUCUGCUGGAGGCGGCUGACCUGGCCUGCCCUCACUGUGGCCUGCUGUUCCAGAACGAGAGCCUGGCGCUGGAGCACGCCUUGACCUGCCACGACCAAGAGCUGUUCCGCCCAGUGAUGCUGGAGGAGGGCAGCGAACCAGAUCACCGCCGCAAACACUUCUGCAGCAUCUGCGGGAAAGGCUUCUACCAACGCUGCCACCUGCGGGAGCACUACACUGUCCACACCAAGGAGAAGCAGUUCACCUGUCAGACCUGCGGGAAGCAGUUCCUGCGAGAGCGCCAGCUCAGGCUGCACACCGACAUGCACAAAGGCAUGGCACGCUACGUGUGUCCGGUCUGCGACCAGGGAACCUUCCUCAAACACGACCAUGUUCGACACAUGAUCUCCCACCUGUCAGCCGGAGAAACCAUCUGCCAGGUGUGUUUCCAGAUCUUCCCUGGUGGAGAGCAGCUGGAGAAACACAUGGACGUCCACCUUUACAUCUGUGGCGUCUGUGGAGAGAAGUUUCGCCUCCGUAAAGACAUGAGGAGCCACUAUAACUCGAAGCACACCAAGAGACUAUAGGAACGAUUCAAACGUCCUCUGCAUUUAUACUUGUUUGUUACUAAAAGCCAUAAAUGUGAGAACAAAUUAUGCACUUGAACACCAAAAAGACAACUUUUAAAAUCUGCACUUUUAAAGUAUAUGCAUAACCUAAACAGGUGUUCACACUGCGAGCAGCACGGCUGGUGAUUGGUCGCUCUGUUAUGACUGAUGGUGGCCUGAGCCUUUGAUUGCAGCUUUGAUUGAAGCUUUUUUUUUUAUUAUUUGUUUAGCUUUGAUCAGGUGAUGGGAAGUUCUCAUGGUGCUGAAACGUGCUCUCACUGUUUUGAAUCAGGAUUGUACAAGAGGUUUUCUUCCUGUCAUCUGUCAGAUUGAAGUCAGAAUCUAUUCCUGUUGAUAAAACAGUCACACAAGGCGAGAAACAAUCAAGCUUAGAAAGCUGAUGGUGGAGUUAGACACCUGGCAGACUAAGUAGAUGUACGUUUUUAGAGUAUUUAUGAAGAAGCUGGGAUUUUAUAUGCAGUAAAAAAUGUGAGAUUGUUUUUUUUUUUUUACAUUUCAGGUUAUUUGACCACGUUAGUCUUUUGUUCUCAGAUUCUAAAACACUUCUUUAAGCCGUCCAGAACCAGGAAUGAAACAAGAAGGUGAGUAGAAGCUGGAACCAGUUAGCAAAUUGUUUACGAUUAUUGUUCUGUUAGAACUGUACCAAAGUUGAGAUGGUGAGGUUUCCAGCCUACCUCUCCAUCUGGUUCACAGUCGUGUUGCUCACAGUGUGAACUUGUGGUAAGAUCGGCAGUGAACUCCAAAAAACAAAAAAAAACUGACACGUCUUCAGCUGGAAAUGCCGCCACUUGUUACACCUGAUUUUUUUAUAGGGUCCAUAGCAGACAGAGGAGCCACAGAGCCAAGAGUACAUAAUAUUAAAUAUCUACAACCAGAGUUAAAAUGAUGACUUAAAUUUGGAAGUUGUCGUACCUGUGAGAAGACGCCCAGUUGAGUUUGUUUUUGGAGUGAACUCCCCGUUUCAGAGGGCUGCGGUGCCUCAAACUUUGAGUCGACGAUUUCUAGCAUUGAUGUCAGCUUAUUUCCCAGAAUACUAAAGUUCCUGUAGGUGAAACACGGUGAGAUUUACUUGUUGUAGUUAGUGAGCACAAGACUGCAUUUUGAUUUAGGAGUCAUUUUUUUGUGAUUUUAUUUUUUUGGGUUACUGUGCAGCUUCACAUUCAGCACUCGCUGUCCAACAUGCUCUGUGAUUGGUGCCUUUACUGUAACACUUCUUCCUUCUUGUCUUAUAUACAGCGAUGCACGUUGGGGUGGGCAGGCACAGCUACCGAACCCUCCCCCCCUUCAAAGUGAAUCUAUAAAUGAAAAAGUCCAAAAAACAAAACACUAGAAGCAGUCUGCUCACUGGAACCAGCUCGGCACCAACCAGCCAGACUUGACUGUUGGUUUCAUUUUCUGUCACACUGCGACUUACUCUAAUGCCUUAUGAGUCAUGUAACAUUGUGCUCCCAUCAUUAUGGCUGUUUUUAGUUUCUUUUUUUAAUACCACAUCAUAUAUGAGCUAAACCAGUUUCUACCAUUAAAUGAACAUAUUAUACUGGGUAUCAACAUCUCCAAACCUGUACUGAACCUGAAACAAACUGACUCAGCUAUUCUGAAGCUUCGAAACAUUGAACUGAAACCAAUGCGAAAACCAACUCCAAUCCCACAGUGACCAGUUCAGUUUACCGGCCUGUAAUAAGCCAGUUUACAGUCAACUUGCACCGUUCUACAACGCAUCCAGGCAUUUCAGAUUCUGAUUAAGCCGGUGUUCAACAAAACCAGAUCAGACCCACUCAAACUACUUCCAGAACCAAUUCCGAUGUGGCCGAAACCCGUUCAGAGAAUGCUCCCACCAGUUAAAAUGAGCCUCAAACAAUACUAAACCAGUUUGCAUGUUAGCAAUCCCAGUACUAACCAGCUCAGAACCAACUGGCCCAUAUGUCCUAGAACAAAUGGAAACAACUUCAAAACCUGUCUAAACCGGCUCAGAACCAGGACAGACGGGUUGAAAACUAAACCUCAAUGAACUAGCUAGUCCAUGUUCAUCAGUGUCACCGCGUCCGUUCUUCAGGUUUCUGCUGCACUCGAGGAGCUAUAAAUGCUGGUACCACAAAGUCCUGGAUCCUGGUGGAUUGUAAGGCGGUGAUGGAAACAUAAGAAUGUUCCUUUUAAAGCUAAAAAGUCACCUUAAAUGAUGUUCAGCGGGUUGUGUCGAUGUUUGUUCUGAAGCUUCUUCUGCUUGGUGUGUUCAGCUGGUCUUGUUGCUCUGAGGUUUCUCCCGUUGAUGCUCGGUUAGUGGAAGCUCUGCUGUCUCAACACAGGCCUUUCUAAAGCUCUUAAUAAACCAAGUGAAUUUCUGUUUGUGGAGAAA